UUUACGUCGCGGUGUGGUGUUCAAACUGAAUCAUGGAAAGAAAUUGGAGAAAAAAUCUAACAGUCCUGGUGUUAUUUACGCCCCUUUGUGUUGCAAUAUAGAUUUAUCGAAUCCAAACAAACGUAAGUGAAAUCAUGUUGUAUGCAUUGCUGGUGCAAACUCGAUUACAAUUGGCUAAAAACCUACGGGCAAUUCUCAAUGUCUUUAGGUAAAAAUUGUCUGUAGGUAACGUAAUGCGUUGGUAUUGGUUUGGCUCUUUUGUUAAUAAACAUGCUAUCUAUAUAUACAUAUAUAUUAUCUUUAAAAAAAUCGUUGAAGACAUAGUGUUUAUUCCUCUCUAGCUUACAACACACCAUGCAUAUAGAUACUUAAAAACUGACAACAAUGAUUAAAAACACAUAAAUAUAUAAAACCUAAAAUUUGAAAAAAGAAAUUUUAAAAUCUUAGACGUAUUUUAGGUUCUAUAUAUUUAUGUGUUUUAAUGAUCAUGAUUGUUUUUCUUUAAGUAUCUGUAGUGUGUAAUAGGAAUAGACGUUAUGUCUUUAAAGAAUUUUUGAAAGUUAGCAAACUCUUUCUUUGCUUCGAUAAAUCAACUUUUGUGUGCUAUGCAUAAAAACCAUUGUGCCAUCAACGCCCUAUAGUAACGUCUGUUGUAAUCUCUUUAGUAUACAGGUACCCGAUGACAAUUCGACUGACGGAAAAGGUUUUCACUGAAAAAUAUAAAGAUACUGAAAGUGCUGAAUUCCAGGAAUUAUCAAACGAGCUAACCAACUCUGUAAGUGAUCACUGUCUAAUGCUUCAUAUAUAUGAAAUCUGAAAACGAUCAACAAUAUUUAGAUAUUUCAUCGUAGAUUGGAAUGGUUGUAUUCUUUUGUACGUUUUUUACUAUAAUGCUCAUGCGGCUUUAUUGUCGCUAAACGUAGGCUAUAUAGCAACAUUUUGGAGAAAGUGAUAAUUUUCAACCGAAGGUUAAGAAGACCUAGUGUUGCAUUUUCCCAUUGAUUCUUCACCUGCGUUUUUUAAGUUUUCUAAUUUUCUGGGCGAUAGGCCAUGGCUGAUGGCGGACCCUAACUGCCGGGGCCCUUAGUUUUUGAACUGACCCUACCUAAUGAGGCGUUACGCUACUGAAUACAGCAUUCAUGUAAUUCAACCAAGUGUAGUGCAAUGACAUCUUUCAAAUUCAUGAGACGGCAUUAGCACGCUGAAAACCUUAUGAAAACGUCAUGCGUAAUCCCGAUUUUUUAUAAUUUUGUUAACCAUUUUUUUAUGAUCCUGCAUGUUACAAACAAGAUGCGUUUCUAAUAUAGAAAAUAUUGUUGUAUACGGGAGAAAUCCGUUAUCAUUAACAUGUGCCUUCAUUUCUUCUAUGUUUCCGUUACAGAUCAAUCAGUUAGUAUCAGAUGCACCAUUAAUAUUGUGUCUUCAUUUCUUCUAUGUUUCCCGUUACAGAUCAAUCAGUUAGUAUCAGAUGCAUCUUCGCUGAUCAAUGUCGAGGUGUCGGGAUUCAGGUAAAACGUUAACAACGUUGUUUUCCAUUGUGGUCGCUUUCCCCGUUCAUAGUCUGUAAAAAUAUGAUGGCAAGGAAGCCCGGCUAACUUCAAAGCCACAAAAUAGAAGACCUUUGCUUAAUUUGAACCAUAGUGUUAUUCUUUAAAUCGAUGUCAAAAUAUGACAUUUCGGCGCACUCCUUGCAAUUUCGUGUUAACUCCGUGCAGACAAAAACAAUAUAGCUCAAUAUAGUCCAAUAGCUUAUAGCUCAAAUAUGAACCAAAAUCCGGUUAUAGUUAUAUGCAUGAGCAAUCUCAUGAGGAUUCUAGAUCUUGGUAUGCAUGUGGAAAAUUAUCCGUGGAUUGGAACGGACAAGAAAAUUUUUUGGUGUUAAAGUCAUUAGCUCCAACCCAGAGCUCACAAGAAAAAGAAAAAUUUUCUUGUCCGUUCCAAUCCACGGAUAGUUUUCCUGAGUGGAAAUUAGCCUUAUGAGCAUACUGUAUUUUGGUUCAUAUAUGAGCGUGCUUAUGAGAAUCCCCUGUUUUGGUGUCUCAUAAGCACGCUCAUGCAUUUUGUUAAGGUUUCGUCGUGCUGGCGCUUGCUAACUAUGUUUAUUUUUCCUUUUGUUUUACAGGCCAGGCAGUGUCAUUGUUGAUCUAAUUUUGACAACAAAGGGCAUUUUCCCUCAAGAAUUGUAUGAUACGUUGAAAUUUGCCAUUGAGAGCGGCCAACUGGGGAAUUUAAAAGUUGCACUUGUGCCAGGUAUGUCAACUUUGCUGUACUUCUCUUUUGUAGUUAAGCCGGUUUUCCACUAGGCGGAAUUUUUCUUUGUCUUGUGAUUUCUCGGGUGGAACUAAAUAGAGCUUAAGGUGCAUGCAGUCUAUAAGAAUAAAAAAAAUAAAAUGAAAAAAGUUACGGUAGUCUUACAACAACGAACAAGUUGUUCUAGUGGGCAAGAGAUUUGGUUCGAGUCCUGUAAUAGUCGUUUAUAGAUUUGAAAAGUGUUGUUUAUUACUUAUAGAGGCUAGAAUAAAAAUUAAUGUGAAUAAGUUUUUGUUGGUGUUUAACAACGUGUAA
Paramuricea clavata is the source of this 2565-nucleotide messenger RNA. The record is from the annotation of a GenBank genome assembly. Lineage: Eukaryota; Metazoa; Cnidaria; Anthozoa; Malacalcyonacea; Plexauridae.